Propithecus coquereli (Coquerel's sifaka) is the source of this 1409-nucleotide messenger RNA. RefSeq names its product lupus La protein-like. Gene Ontology annotation, cellular component: cytoplasmic stress granule; ribonucleoprotein complex; nucleus. Gene Ontology annotation, molecular function: RNA binding. The transcript has a single exon. The record is from RefSeq and is a predicted model, not a curated record. Lineage: Eukaryota; Metazoa; Chordata; Mammalia; Primates; Indriidae. Gene Ontology annotation, biological process: positive regulation of translation; RNA processing.
GAGUGCUUUAGGCCAGCCAGGGGCACUUGGAAGUCCAGGCGUUGCUUGUAGUGAGCCUGUGGUGUGGCUCUGUGGGACCAGGACCUUAAAGAUAGCCACAAUGGCUGAAAAUGGUGAUAAUGAAAAAAUGGCUGCUCCGGAGGCCAGGAUCUGUCAUCAAAUUGAGUACUAUUUUGGAGACUUCAAUUUGCCACAGGACAAAUUUUUAAAGGAACAGAUCAAAUUGGAUGAAGGCUGGAUACCUUUGGAGAUCAUGAUAAAAUUCAACAGGUUAAACCGUCUCACAACAGACUUUAGUGUAAGCGUGGAAGCAUUGAGCAAAUCCAAGGCAGAACUCAUGGAAAUCAGUGAAGAUAAAACUAAAAUCAGAAGGUCUCCAAGUAAACCCCUCCCUGAAGUGACUGAUGAGUAUAAAAAUAAUGUAAAAGACAGAUCUGUUUAUAUUAAAGGCUUCCCAACUGAUGCAACCCUUGAUGACAUAAAAGAAUGGUUAGAAGAUAAAGGCCAAGUACUAAAUAUUCAGAUGAGAAGAACCUUGCACAAAGCAUUUAAGGGAUCAAUAUUUGCUGUGUUUGAUAGCAUCGAAUCUGCUAAGAAGUUUGUAGAGACCCCUGGCCAGAAAUACAAAGACAUGGACCUGCUAAUACUUUUCGAAGAAGAUUACUUUGCAAAAAAAAAUGAAGAAAGAAAACAAAAUAAAGUGUAAGCUAAAUUAAGAGCUAAACAAGAGCAAGAAGAAAAACAAAAGUUAGAAGAAGAUGCUGAAAUGAAAUCUCUAGAAGAAAAGAUUGGAUGCUUGCUGAAAUUUUCGGGUGACUUAGAUGAUCAGACUUGUAGAGAAGAUUUGCACGUCCUUUUCUCAAGUCAUGGUGAAAUAAAAUGCAUAGACUUUGUCAGAGGCGCAAAAGAGGGGAUAAUUCUGUUCAAGGAAAAAGCCAAGGAAGCAUUGGAUAAAGCCAAAGAUGCAAAUAACGGUAACCUACAAUUAAGGAACAAAGAAGUGACUUGGGAAGUACUAGAAGGAGAGGUGGAAAAAGAAGCAUUGAAAAAAAUCAUAGAAGACCAACGAGAAUCUCUAAACAAAUGGAAGUCAAAAGGUCGCAGAUUUAAAGCAAAAGGAAAGGGUAAUAAAGCUGCCCAGCUUGGGUCUGCUAAAGGAAAAGUGCAGUUUCAGGGCAAGAAAACUAAAUUUGGUAGUGAUGAUGAACGUGAUGAAAAUGGUGCAACUGGACCAGUGAAAAGAGCAAGAGAAGAAACAGACAAAGAAGAACCUGCAUCAAAGCAACAGAAAACAGAAAAUGGUGCUGGAGACCAGUAGUUUAGUAAACAAAUUAAUUAGGUUUUAAACCGCCUUUGUUUUUGGAGACUUUAAAAUGAAAACCGAAUUAGGUCCACUUCAAUGUCCACCU